Molecule: messenger RNA, 1464 nt
Organism: Drosophila serrata
Lineage: Eukaryota; Metazoa; Arthropoda; Insecta; Diptera; Drosophilidae
Product: Golgi-associated plant pathogenesis-related protein 1
Cellular component (GO): extracellular region
Source: RefSeq, a predicted model, not a curated record
ACUACAACAAUUAUUUCUCGGCUCACACACAAGUUAGAAAAAUGAUAAAGCUAUGGAAGCUAUACAAAUUUUAAUACUUUUGUUUCUUUACAGGUUCACGGCAGUGGAAUGCAUUGGCAGGGCUGAAAAUAUAGCCCUAAAUGAGCACAAUCGGCUGAGGAAAUUACACGGAGUUGCUCCCCUUAAAUUAAAGCCCGACCUUUGUGAUGCAUCUGCCGCUUAUGCUAAGAUAUUGGCGGAAAAACAAGAAUUGGUACAUUCAAAGAGCGACGGCAUGUACGGAGAAAACUUAUGCUAUCGCAGUUCCGAACCUGAGAGAUGUGUUCAAAUUUGGUAUGAUGAAAGCAUUUACUAUGACUAUUCUAGGCCAAGAUUUUCAUUCAAAACCGGGCACUUUACGCAACUCAUAUGGGCCAGAACACAUGAAUUGGGUUGGGGGCAGUACAGGGAUCCCAAUGGGGUCUACUACGUAGUAGCGAGGUACACCCCACCCGGGAAUAUGAUAGGAGAGUUUGCACAAAAUGUUCCCAGGCCUAAAUCGGAUCGAAGAAAUGCAUGUGGCAAGGUUGGAGUCCCAAUUAAUGCCAUGAUUAUUUCGAUUUGUUUCGGACUACUCAAAUUAGCUAUGGAAGCUGUAAAAAUUAAAAUGGUACUCUUCCUGUAUUGGUUUGCGGCUGUGAAUGCCUUUCCGGAUGAGGAAGCGCUCAUUGAGCACAAUCGGCUGAGGAAUUUACACGGUGUUCCUCCCCUCAGAUUGUCCAGGCAGCUAUGUUGGAAAGCCACCGCAUACGCUCAGGUACGUUCCAUCGAUAUUAGAAUUAUUUUGGAUAACCGCAUUAAUAACCGGAAUGGCAAAGCACAGGAGUUGGCGAAACAAAAGUAUUUAUAUCUUUCAGAUACCCAGGGAAAAUACGGCGAAAACUUGUGCUUCCGCCUCGAUGACCCUGAGAAAUGCAUUCAAUAUUGGUAUGACGAAAUUAAGGAGUACGACUUUAGUAAUCCAGGACCUAAAUUGAACGCCGCACAGUUUACACAAGUGAUUUGGGCCUCGUCAACGGAAUUGGGCUGGGGGCAACACCAGGCCGACAACGGGUUCUACUAUGUCGUGGCCCGGUAUACCCCAAGAGGAAACACUCACUCCUUUGAAAAAAACGUCCCCAGGCCUCUGUCGCCAUAUAACCUCACUGGAAUGUCUGGAUCUGGCAGGAUUGGUGAUUCGAUUAAGACAGUGAUUAUUUCCAUUUGUUUGGGACUGCUUAUAUUAUUAUACUAAAGCAAAGGACCGAUUUUCCAAUGACAGAUUAAUUUUGUCAUUGAGGUAAAUUUUUUGAAAUGUCAAUGUCAUGUUUGUUUUUAUCUGACUGACAUACUUGAGCCAGUCAGAGAAACUCAAAUAUCACAUUGAAGGACAACAUUUCUGCAAAAAAGCUAUUUACCUUAAUAACAAAAGUUAACCUGACAUAU